Sinocyclocheilus rhinocerous is the source of this 2316-nucleotide messenger RNA. RefSeq names its product ornithine decarboxylase antizyme 2-like. Gene Ontology annotation, cellular component: nucleus; cytoplasm. The transcript has 4 exons. Gene Ontology annotation, molecular function: ornithine decarboxylase inhibitor activity. The record is from RefSeq and is a predicted model, not a curated record. The annotation marks the transcript as partial. NCBI's taxonomy places the organism in Eukaryota, Metazoa, Chordata, Actinopteri, Cypriniformes, Cyprinidae. Gene Ontology annotation, biological process: positive regulation of protein catabolic process.
AAUGAUCUGUCUGUCUCUCUCUGUCUUGUAGUUGUGCCGUUCUGGGCUCGAGGCAGCGGGCUCCAGGGCCUCUGUGGUGCUCCUGAUGCCCCUCUCCCACUAACGAAGAUCCCGGGUGGGCGAGGGACAGGCAGGGAUCUCCCUCACAGCGUACUGCACAAGGACGAAAAGUUGACGGUGACCCAGGCGGGGUCGGUAAGCGGCGCGCCCCCUGUCCUGCACUUCCAGUACCAGUUAAGCGAGCGACGGUUCUCCUGCUGGGACACGGUUCUGUCGGACGAUGCACUCUACCUGGAAAUCCCCGCUGGAGCUCUUCACAAUGGCAGCAGAGAAGGUUUCACCAGGCUGCUGGAGUUUGCAGAGGAGCAGUUGAAAGUCAGCUACGUGUUCCUGUGGCUUCAGAAAAACAGAGACAAUCGAUUGUCCAUCAUGAAGACCUUCCACUACAUGGGUUUUGAAGUGGUAAAACCAGGUCAUCCACUGGUGCCGCCCCGGCCUGAUCUUCUCUUUAUGGUCUAUUCCAUAGACAGCAGCAGUUCUGAUGAAGAGUGACCAUCACACUCUCACUCACUCUUAAAAUGCCCCCACCUCUUCCUCCCCCUCUAUACCUCUGCAUUAGUGACUUUUAAGACAGGGGGAGGAGCGAAGCUGGGCCAACUAACACUCUGAUUGGUUCAGUUUCCAUUAUUAUCCCACCGAUCGGUUCUGAUUGGUCGUUCCAUCAGCCGGAGGUGGGUUGGUGCUAAAGCAGAAAUCCAGCAUAUCCUCUCUGUUAAUUCACAGCAUAUAUCAAACUGUCUAUACUGUUGUGUACACUAUAACAUUCAGAACAGGAUACAGAUCGCAGACAUAGUCGUGAUACUUUUUACAGAAGGGAAUGCAUUUGUAACCGGUUGUAGACUGUCUUGACAGUCUUCUCUGAUCUGGUUUGACUCUUCUUUAGACGUUUCAUCUGAAACUUUCACUUGUUAAUUAUUCAAUGAUCUCAUAGGAAACAAGCUGAAUAGCUCUUAGUAACUAAGACUCACUUCAACAGCAACAUCUAAUGAGUGUUUUCGUCCUUCAAACACUCAUUAUGAUUUAUGCUGUGCUCCAUUCAACUGAGAACUUUCGAAUUUCUAACUUCCUAUAUAGAAAAGUGCAAUAGAAUGCACUUGAAGUUGGACUUCAGACUUUUAUGAAAACUGCAAUUUCAGUCACAGGAACUGGGGAGAUGUGCACAGCUCACUGUUGACGAUCACACAUCUGCACAUUACCAUUUUAUAUACAUCAUCCAAACGUCAUGCAAUAAAUUGUUUAAGCAUAAAAAUAUCUUUCAAUAUUGGAUGGAACGCAGCAUUGUAGUGUACGUUCAUCAAAACAGUGCAUCAUUCCAGACCCCAACAAGGCACUUGAGUGUAAAUUUAGAUUGAGUUUAGUUGAAUUUUUCUGAGUCUGGUUGUGAGGUUUGCUUUUCAAGAAUUCAUUGAGUAGAAGUUGUUCAAUCAGGCCUGUUGCUUUUACUCUUUAAAACAAAGCCAGGCCUGAAAACUUCUAGAUGCAUGAGUAUGUUUGUGAUGAAAUCAUUCUAGUUUUAAAAAUCAUGAAGGUCCUUAUUUUUAUCUAGGGAGAUGCACAGGUCUACUGCGCGAGUCCAUCACAACUUUUGUCUUCGCCAUCCCAAACCAACAGGAAACAUGAGAGCAAACCAACCCCACCCUCUGCCCCUCAGGGGCUUUAACACAAGCACUUUAGUAAAAAACAUAAGCAAUUCAGCCCAUGGUGCAUUGCACAUCUGUUACAGAGAUGUGCAUUGAGCCGUCACGAUGUCUUGCAGUGUUUAGUGAACUUGACACACUUGCCAAAGAUAAUGGUCUCCAUUCAAAGAGAACGCCUGAAGUUUCAUUCAGAUAAGACUGGUGAACCUACCGUAGAAGCACCUUCAGAUAGCAGGCUCGGUCCCGGCGCAGUCAGGUAUAACAUGCAAAAACAUUCCCUGAAACGGAAACCUCUGUUUCUUUGAUUCUUGGUCAUCUCUGUGGAAAUUAGGUGCAAUGAAUCCAGUUCUGUAUACUUCUCAGCAGGGUGGCCUUUAGGUUUUGCAUGUGUAAAUAGAUCUCACCUUUCCUCAUGGGCUGUGACAAUAAGCUUUUAGAGAAUGUUUUUUGUUCAUCCACUUAAAUUGUAUUUUUAUCUAUAUGAUUUAUUUUGUCUAUACCGAUUGAUUUUUUUGUAGUGUAGAAUUUAGAGUAAAUCAGAUAUCAUUUAAUGACAAUCUACACUUGUAUACCUUGAACUUAUUCUUUAUGUCCAAAUAAAACACGUGACAAAACAAAA